Molecule: messenger RNA, 321 nt
Organism: Plasmodium adleri (nom. inval.)
Lineage: Eukaryota; Apicomplexa; Aconoidasida; Haemosporida; Plasmodiidae
Product: conserved Plasmodium protein, unknown function
Exons: 2
Coding region: 1-321 (106 amino acids)
Source: RefSeq, a predicted model, not a curated record
AUGAAUUCUUUGAAGAUCUUAUUUUUAAAAAACCAUCAAACAAUAAUUCGCACAAACAUGUUUUCUGUAUUGAAUAAAAAUGGAAAUCACAUGUUCAAAAGAACUGCAAGUACGGAGAAUAAAAAUAAUGAAGAACAAAAAAAAAAUGUAGAAGAAAAUGUGUAUAAAGAUAAUUGUCCUAAAGGAAUUAGAAUACCUAUAAUGAGAUAUUUUUACGGUCUGAUAUUCUUAAUGGCAUUUGUUCCAAUAACUCAGUCUCUUUAUGAAACGAAUAAAUAUUAUAAAGAGAAUGAACAUUUGUAUGAAAAAGGGAAAAAUUGA